UGCUGAUAUUGCACCCCAAUUUGCCGCGUUAGCCUUAUUAUGUGUCCAUUUUACAAACCCCUCUUUGUUUCUUUCUUUCUUUCCAAAAUUUGCUUUUUAUAUAAACUGAUUGCUCCUUUACAUUAUUCCAACAACAUUACUGCAUAAUAUAUAAUAAACAAAGAGAGUAAAAAUGGCAUCGCAACAGCAAAGAUCGGCGCUGGACGCUAAGGCUAAGCAGGGUGAGACUGUGGUUCCUGGUGGAACUGGUGGCAAAAGCCUUGAUGCUCAAGAACGCCUAGCCGAAGGUUCCUUUGUGAGCUUUAGUACUACAUGUGUAAAUUUUUGUUUAUAAUAUGAUCGAGUUUAUUAAUUGCUUUAUCAUGGUGAAGGCCGGAGCAAAGGCGGGCAAACAAGGAAAGAGCAACUGGGGCAUGAAGGGUAUCAAGAGCUAGGGCAUCAAGGGGGAGAGGCAAGAAGGGAGCAAAUGGGCCAAGAAGGCUACAAAGAGAUGGGCCGGAAAGGAGGGCUGAGCACAAUGGACAAGUCCGGUGGCGAGCGGGUGGAGGAGGAAGGAAUCGAGAUCGAUGAGUCCAAGUUCACAAACAAGAACCGUUAAACUCGCCCUUUGAACUUAGGGCUGAUCUUAAUGUAAUGUUUGCAUGCAUGUGCAUGCAUGUUGUCUGUUCUCGUGGUUUCGUCUUAUGUAAUGUAAUAAGGUUGCUUUGUAAUUUUAUUUCCUAUGCUUUUUCUUUUCUUUUCUUUUCUUUUACCUUGGCCACAUGUGCUGUGGUUGUAUUUCAGGGUUUAAGUUCUGAACUUAAACUUUUGAUGAAUUUUGCUA
Molecule: messenger RNA, 823 nt
Organism: Cucumis sativus (cucumber)
Lineage: Eukaryota; Viridiplantae; Streptophyta; Magnoliopsida; Cucurbitales; Cucurbitaceae
Product: protein SLE1
Exons: 1
Biological process (GO): response to abscisic acid
Cellular component (GO): cytosol
Source: RefSeq, a predicted model, not a curated record